UCUUCAGUUGAUGAAUUUUAAUUUACUGCGAGCCAGCAUUGAUACAAGAAGACACGUCAAAACAAUCAACAUGGACGGUGGAUUGCUGGAACCUUCACCUUAUUCUAUCAAAGCAAUAACAAUUCUUGACAAUGAUGGAAACAGAUUGUUGGCAAAGUACUAUGAUGAAACCUUUCCAACUGCAAAAGAGCAAAAAGCAUUUGAGAAAAACUUGUUUAAUAAAACUCACAGAGCAAAUGCUGAAAUAAUUAUGUUUGAAGGUCUGACAUGCGUGUACAAAAGUAAUGUUGAUCUUUUUUUCUAUGUUGUUGGUUCAUCUAUGGAAAAUGAGUUGAUUCUAGCUAGUGUUCUUCAUGCUUUUUAUGACUCUAUAAGUCAAAUACUAAGAAAAAAUGUGGAAAAGAGGGCACUUCUAGACAAUCUUGACGCAGUGUUUUUAGCUGCUGAUGAACUAUGUGAUCAAGGAAUCAUUCUUGAAGCAGACAGCAAUGCCAUAGUCCAAAAAGUAGCUAUAAGAAAUGAAGAUAUACCUCUUGGGGAACAAACAAUGGCUCAGAUUACUGCUAAGUAUGGCCAACAGGUGUCAGCAGCAACAGAUAGGGUUCUUCAGUCUGCCAAGGAUCAGAUUAAAUGGUCUUUACUGAAAUGAAGGAGCUGUUUUUUUUUUUUUGUUUUUUUUUUGCUACGUAUAUGUAUAAUAAUAAUUAUGAAUAAAAACUUAUUGGGUUAUUAUAAUGUGAAACCAG
Messenger RNA from Biomphalaria glabrata, 746 nucleotides. RefSeq names its product coatomer subunit zeta-1-like. The record is from RefSeq and is a predicted model, not a curated record. Bases 11 to 649 code for a protein of 212 amino acids. Gene Ontology annotation, biological process: intra-Golgi vesicle-mediated transport; retrograde vesicle-mediated transport, Golgi to endoplasmic reticulum; intracellular protein transport. The transcript is spliced from 8 exons. Gene Ontology annotation, cellular component: COPI vesicle coat. Lineage: Eukaryota; Metazoa; Mollusca; Gastropoda; Planorbidae.